This is a messenger RNA of Peronospora belbahrii, 723 nucleotides long. Lineage: Eukaryota; Oomycota; Peronosporomycetes; Peronosporales; Peronosporaceae. The record is from the annotation of a GenBank genome assembly.
AUGAGCAUCGAUUUGAGCAAACCCAAGCGCUGGUUUCCGCUCGAGUCGAAUCCAGAGGUUAUGAACACAUACAUUGAAAAGAUGGGUUUCCCCACGAGUCAAUUUCGGUUUUGUGAUGUAUUAAGCACUGAGGAGUGGGCGCUAGCACUUGUGCCGAGACCCGUGGUCGCGAUCAUGAUGCUUUUUCCUAUUAAACCUCACACGGAAGAAGCAGACAAGCAAGAAGCGUUCAGAAUUGAACAAGAUGGACAAAUGGUCUCUCCAAACGUUUACUAUAUGCGUCAGACCGUUGGUAAUGCAUGUGGUACGGUGGGUAUCUUACAUGCCAUUGGCAACAUACGUCACAUUGUUCAACUUGCUCCUGAAAGUUACUUGGACAAGUUCUUUAACGAGACGAAGACUAAGACACCGGAAGAGAUUGCGCAAUACCUUGAGAAAGACAAUGAGCUGGAGCAAACCCACGGCAGCGCGGCGGAAGGUGGUCAGUCGGAGCAAAUGGAAAGCGUGGAUGACCCUAUCAACACGCACUUCAUCUGCUUCAGCUGUGUAGAUGGCAACUUGUACGAACUCGACGGCCGAAAGAAGCGUCCCAUCAACCACGGACCGUCCAGUCCGGACACUAUUCUGCAAGAUGCAUGCCGAGUCAUCAAGAAAUUCAUGGCUCGAGACGAGGGCGAAAUGCGCUUUACGAUUCUGGCCCUCGCAAAGACAGUGGCCGAAUAA